This is a messenger RNA of Zonotrichia leucophrys gambelii, 1802 nucleotides long. RefSeq names its product tachykinin receptor 3 (gene TACR3). The coding region runs from base 3 to 893 and encodes 296 amino acids. NCBI's taxonomy places the organism in Eukaryota, Metazoa, Chordata, Aves, Passeriformes, Passerellidae. Gene Ontology annotation, molecular function: tachykinin receptor activity. The transcript is spliced from 5 exons. The record is from RefSeq and is a predicted model, not a curated record. Gene Ontology annotation, biological process: G protein-coupled receptor signaling pathway; positive regulation of flagellated sperm motility. Gene Ontology annotation, cellular component: plasma membrane; sperm midpiece.
AUAUGGCCAUUAUUGAUCCCUUGAAACCUAGGCUCUCUGCAACUGCUACCAAAGUGGUCAUUGGGAGCAUAUGGAUUUUGGCAUUCCUGUUGGCCUUUCCCCAGUGCCUAUACUCCAUAACCAAGGUGAUGCCUGGGAGAACUCUUUGCUAUGUAGCAUGGCCAGGUGGUCCAAAACAGCAUUUUACGGAGAAGAGGCAAACAUCCGUCUCACUACAAUCUACUUUCAGGUAUCAUGUUAUUGUGAUUGUGCUGGUCUACUGCUUCCCACUGCUCAUCAUGGGCAUCACUUAUUCCAUGGUGGGAAUUACCCUCUGGGGAGGAGAAAUACCAGGCGACACAUCCAACAAAUAUCAUGAGCAGCUCAAAGCGAAGAGAAAGGUGGUAAAAAUGAUGAUUGUGGUUGUGCUGACAUUUGCGGUCUGCUGGCUGCCCUACCACAUUUACUUCAUAGUCACUGGCAUCUAUCAACAAUUAAACCGGUGGAAAUACAUUCAGCAAAUCUAUUUAGCCAGCUUUUGGCUUGCCAUGAGCUCUACAAUGUACAAUCCCAUUAUCUACUGCUGUCUUAAUAAGAGGUUCCGAGCUGGCUUCAAGCGAGCUCUGCGCUGGUGCCCCUUCAUUGAGGUGUCCAGCUAUGAGGAGCUGGAGCUGAAGGCAGCCAGGUUCCACCCCACGCGGCAGAGCAGCCUCUACGCUGUGUCCAGGAUGGAGUCCAGCAUGACCGUGGUGUUGGACACCAACGAUGGAGACAGCGUGCACGCCAGCCAUAAGAAAAGAGUAGCUCCAAGGGACCUGAACUUCAAUGGCUGCUCACAGAGGAAUUCUAAGACUGUCUCCACAGCCUCAAGCCUCAUCAGUUCACUGCAUACAUCAGCAGAUGUUUAUUCCUAAACAUUUCACUUUGCUAGAAGGGCAAACACUGGACAAUGUUCUCCUAGUUUGGAACUCGGUAUCCAUACCACAGGAAAGCAAACCAGAUUCCACUAAUAAACCCUAGCUAUAAAUAUUGUGAGAUUUUUGGGAAAUCUUUUUCUUUGUUUUGGAGAGGAAGAGGAAUUUGAAGACCUGUGUAUGUCUCAGUCCAAAAGCAUAGUUGCACCUCAGCCACAACAAUGUUUGUAGGGAUUAUCCAGAAUAAACCAAUGGCAUUAAAAACUUUGUUUCAGUUGUCUCUGACCAGUGGCAUUCAUGUUUGACUUACCAAAACGUAACAGGCUCCUUUACUUAUUGAAGCAGAAAUGUACUGUGUUUUCCAUUACGUGUAUUAAUUCUACAGUAACAAAAUUACGUGAUAUUUGAUUAUAAAGAUGUAUUUAUAAUGAACACCUAAUGAGCCCCAAGUCUAUUAAGCUGUUUCACAAUUUAGCUCCAUUCCCAGACAAACAGAUAAAAUUAAGUUCACAUGAAUGCAGUUCAGCUCUCUCUGCAACAGUAAUUUUACAAAUGUAUAUAAGAACAUGACUAAGAGACUAAGUUAAUUCUACCAAAGUUUGCAUAUUAGUAAACAUUAGAUUCUAAUGGCAUUGUAUUCCAGGGGAAUAUGUUGCUUUGAUGAAUCUCUCAUAGCUUUGUUUCUUAGUUCUAUGGGUAAGGUCUGUCACAGUGACCUUAACAGAACCUUUCUGAUUGACUUUAGAAAGACCAAAAGAUUUUAAACUGGAGAUUCACAUAUGAAAAAAUAAGACUGUGGCAACAGACUCUUUUCAGCAGAAGAUAAAGUAACAAGACUCAAGAUGACAAACUUCCACUGGGAAAAAAACCCUAUUUGGGCUCUUUCCACAAAUUUUCCAUAGUUUGAUC